AAGUCGUAGUAUAUCUAUGUCAUCACUUCCUGUCGCCAUCGUAUUUAUUAUUUGUGUUUCUACACUUGUCAAGUUUUCAAAAUGAAUCGUUUAUUUGGAAGGGCCAAGCCCAAGGAACCUCCGGCAAAUUUAAAUGAUUGCAUUAGUAAUAUUGAUUCUAGAGGUGAAUCAAUAGACAAAAAAAUCAAUAGAUUGGAUAUGGAAUUGAAGAAAUACAAAGAUCAAAUGAAAAAGAUGCGAGAAGGGCCUUCCAAGAAUACUGUAAAGCAAAAGGCUAUGCGAGUAUUGAAACAAAAGAAAAUGUAUGAACAACAGCGAGAGCAACUUGAUAAUCAAUCAUUCAAUUUGGAACAGCAGAACUUUGCCAUCCAGUCACUAAAAGAUACGAAAACUACAGUAGAUGCAAUGAAGAGUGGAGUAAAGGAAUUCAAGAAAGCUUACAAGCAUGUCAAAAUUGAUGACAUUGAAGUAAAUGCCUUUUGCUAUUUCUUUUAAAGUUUUAUUAAAACCUUGUACAGUAACCCCUCAAACUAUCAUGGGUAUUAUGUUUCAAAA
Octopus bimaculoides (California two-spot octopus) is the source of this 555-nucleotide messenger RNA. RefSeq names its product charged multivesicular body protein 5-like. The record is from RefSeq and is a predicted model, not a curated record. NCBI's taxonomy places the organism in Eukaryota, Metazoa, Mollusca, Cephalopoda, Octopoda, Octopodidae.